Molecule: messenger RNA, 1825 nt
Organism: Hemibagrus wyckioides
Lineage: Eukaryota; Metazoa; Chordata; Actinopteri; Siluriformes; Bagridae
Gene: rassf7a
Product: Ras association domain family member 7a
Exons: 6
Coding region: 354-1577 (407 amino acids)
Biological process (GO): signal transduction
Source: RefSeq, a predicted model, not a curated record
CUUAUUGAGGCACGAAGAGGGAGAGAAAGGAUCAACAGCCUCAGAUGUGAGUGGGAAGUGCACUCUGAAAGAGGCGUUGUGAGGACACACAGAGGGGCUUCAUUCUUCUCAAGCCUUCCGAACAACUAACUGUUAGCGGCUGUCCUAAAAAUCAGCCUGAUCCUAACUACCUUCAUCGGACUUUAAUCUGCUUCACUCCAUCUUGCCUUCAUUCCUCUAUGCAGACAUCUGUGGAAGUUUUGUGAAACAAAAAUCUUCCAUUUUUGUUUAAAAGAAUCCGUGCCAGGUCAUGCAGUGCUGAUUGUGUCAGAUCUGAUCUGAUCUCAGCCGAGCUGAGGUCUAGUGCCACGCUGAUGGAGCUCAAGGUGUGGGUGGACGGUGUGGUGCGGGUGGUGUGUGGCCUCUCUGAGGAGACGUCCUGUCAGGAUGUGGUCAUCGCUCUCGCGCAAGCCAUAGGCCAGACAGGCCGUUACGUCCUCAUCCAGAGACUAAGAGACACUGAGCGUCAGCUUUUGGCUACUGAGCGCCCUCUGGAGUCCCUGGCCAAGCUCGGGCAGCACAGUAAUGAGGUGCAGUUCUACCUUCGGCGCACCGGCCCCAGCAGCAACAGCAGCCAUGAGCGUGCACACUCUCUUCAUAAACCCUCCGAAACAGAACCCCCAAAACGCAACAUACCCAGAAAAUCCCUGACCUUCAGCCUGGGCCCUUCUUCUUCCCCACGCACCCGACCCAAACAGAACCGCAGGUCUACAAGUACCAAACUCCCACCUGAUUCCAGAGCAUCUCCAUUGCCUCAGACCUCCCAUCAGCCUAGUCUGUCUAGAGAGGAAGUGUUCCGGCAAGUUCUCCAGCAGCAGGAGCAACUGCAGGCACUGGAGGCCCAGCUGGAACUCCUGGAGGAGGAGACGCAGGCGUGGGAUCAGCAGGAGGAAUUGGCUGCUGCAGAGCAGGCACUGCUGGAAGAUGAGGAGCAGUGGGAGGAUGAGCUCAGGACUGAGAUGCAGCGUGAGCGUGCAAUGAGGAAGCAACUGGCUGAAUUACAUGCCAAGCUGGAUGAGUGUGGCACCAGCUUGAACAAUCUCACCACAAAGUCCACACAGCUUGAGCUGGACAUUCAGAGGGAAAGGCUUGACACUGAAGCGUUGUCCACACAGGCACACCCAGAAGACUCUGUAGAUGCUGUACAAGUGGAGCUCCAGAGUCAACAGAAACAAGGGGUAGAGCUGGAAUCUGAGCUGGUGGAGACUGAUAAAGCUCUGGGAAAAGCAGAAACUCUGCUACAGGCUAAACAGGAGCAGCUGGAUGAGCUGAAUAAGGAGCUGAGGCAAUGUAACCUGCAGCAGUUCAUCCAGCAGACCGGAGUGCUCCCAGCCCAGAACUCCUCUCGUACAGACCUCCAUCAGCAGCUGGACCAACAGGAGCUGGCUCAGCUAUUGCAGAACACAUCUAUAGACACUGACUCUCUACAGCGACCCACAGCUAAGCAGUUUCUUGGGCAUCCACGCAACCUGCAGCACCCCCUGGUGUCCAGCUUGAACCCUGAGGUCCUGACAUCCAGGGAGUCAUCUUGGAGGUAAAGCCUGAAGGGCCAAGGAUCUCUCCUAUUACACCUGUGUACUUAACCAGCUACUGCUCUAAUGGUCCUACUCAUCUCAUCAAUGUAACAAUAUUAUAUAUAUCUGCUGUAUAUACAAAUAUAUGUUUACAUUUUGUUACACUCCAAAAAACAUUUAUUUACUGUAAAAUAUUACCAGAAAGAUUUAUCUAGAGAACUAUUACAUUUAUGUAUUUAAGUCUAAUAAAGACAGUGUUGUGUGUUUAUAUA